Molecule: messenger RNA, 1349 nt
Organism: Prosopis cineraria
Lineage: Eukaryota; Viridiplantae; Streptophyta; Magnoliopsida; Fabales; Fabaceae
Product: carboxylesterase 1-like
Exons: 1
Coding region: 109-1200 (363 amino acids)
Molecular function (GO): hydrolase activity
Source: RefSeq, a predicted model, not a curated record
AAAUCAAUAUAUAUUUGCUCUCUCUCUAUAAUAGCAUAUAUGUGUCCUUCGACAACGUAGAAAACAAUUUAUCGGUUCAGUCCCAGUCCCACCACUGUGUUUUCACUCAUGUCUCUCUUGUCUUUUUCACCAGCCAGGUUCUUCUGCGGAGCCACCAUCGCCUUCUCUCUCUACUAUCUCUCCGUCGCAUUUUCAACCACCAUUGUUGCCGGCACUCCAUCAACCACCAUGGAUCCCUACCAACUCCUCCACAUAAUCCUGAAUCCAAACGGUACCCUUACUCGCUUGGAGAAACACCCCGAGUCUCCUGCCGCACCAGAUCCGAACUCUCAUCUUCCUGUUCUUUCCAAAGAUCUCACCAUCAAUCCUUCACGCAACACCUGGGCUCGCAUCUUCCUUCCUCUUCAAGCACUCAACCAUCCCCGAUCUUCCCUCACCAAGCUGCCGCUCAUUGUCUUCUAUCACGGCGGCGGCUUCAUCUUCUACGCCGCAAACUCAACUUAUUUCCAUGACUUCUGCGUAAGCUUGGUACAAAGAACCCAAUCCGUCGUCGUUUCAGUCAACUACCGCCUCGCUCCCGAGCACAGGCUACCGGCGGCGUACGAUGAUGCGUUGGAAGCAUUGCACUGGAUCCAAACCUCUGAGGAUCAGUGGUUGACACGUUUUGCUGAUUAUUCCAGAUGCUAUCUCAUGGGGGAGAGUGCAGGGGGUAAUAUCGCCUACAAUGCGGGUCUACGUGCAGCCGCGGAAGUCGAUCAACUUGAACCAGUGAAGAUCCAAGGGCUGAUAUUGAUUCAACCAUUCUUCGGCGGAGUGAAGCGAACUUCUUCAGAACGGAGGCUCGCAAAUGACACGGUUUUGCCACUGCCCGUGACUGAUCUCAUGUGGGAGCUUUCGCUUCCCGUAGGGGCUGAUCGUGAUCACGAGUACUCCAAUCCGACGGCUGAGAGAGGUUCUAAGGGUUUUGAUAAUAUCACUCGGCUUGGAUGGAAAGUUAUAGUGUUUGGAUGUUAUGGGGACCCACUUGUCGACCGACAGAUCAAGCUGGUGAAUACACUACAAGAAAAUGGUGCGCAAGUGGAGGGUCACUUUCAGGGUGAGGACAAACAUGGAGCUUUCGUCGGCCAGCCUACACAAGGCAAAGCCUUGGAGCUGUAUGACACUUUAAAGAAAUUAUUCAACACCCCAUUAGUGGCUUAGGUCUUUUUUUUUUUAAUUUUUAUUUUAAUUCAUUUUGGAUUAAGUAGUUUGCUUUUAUUUUUAUAUUCGAAUAAUACCUUUAGGUCUCCUUCGUAUCUUAAGAUGCCAAUGAUGCUUGUUUGAGUCGAAGCACAGAGGUUGUUUAAUGG